This is a messenger RNA of Ectocarpus siliculosus, 1203 nucleotides long. Lineage: Eukaryota; Phaeophyceae; Ectocarpales; Ectocarpaceae. The record is from the annotation of a GenBank genome assembly.
AUGGACGAUGUCGGACGUAUGUUCGACUGGGAGGAUGAGGCCCUCGAAGAACGCUGUCUAGAUAUACAGGAUAAGGAGCAGCGAUACGUUGGGCCUUUGGUGGCGCUGGCAGACACGCUGACGAGCUUGUCCCGCCUCAAGGUGCUGGACCUUUCGAACUGCACCCUUAUCGGCCUGGCGGGGAACCGUUACCACGGCCUCAACGCGCUGGGAAACACCUUCGCGAGUGGCAAGAAAUUGACACACCUCAGAAUAUCUGGCAACAGCCUCCACAGUGAAGCCGCGCUGAUUGUCGGCGGCUGGUUGCCCUCUUUGCCCAAGCUGCGCUACCUCGACUUGUCCAGCCGGUCGGGCUUCGACUCGUUGUGCGGAGCCUUUCGCACCUCCUUGCACCUGCGGACCCUGCUCCUGCGUGAUGUCGGCAUGGACGACGGGGAGGCGGAAGGAGUGGCGUCGUUCUUGGCGCUCUCUGCUCGCCUCGAAAAGCUGGAUCUUUCUGAUAAUCAGCUACACGUGCGCGGCGCAAGAUACCUCGCCGGAGCGCUGCGCUCGAACGGCUCGCUGUCGUCGCUGCUCCUUGGGCACAAUCGAAUCGGGAAUGAGGGGGCGCUGUUGCUGGCGGCUAGCGUUCCGCAUGCCGCAAGCCUGGUCGAACUAGACGUGUCAUCGAAUGGGCUGACUGGAGGCAACAACGGCGGUGGCGGCGGCGGUUACACCAAGAAGAGCGUGAAGGAGGGUUUCAUAGAAGCGGCGCUGGCGUCCUACUCCAUCGAAACCUUUAGGCUGUCGGGGAAUGAUAUCCCACCCUCUGACGUCGAGGAGAUGCAGGGGUACGCCUCAUCGAACGUCGAACUACGGGCCGUCGCAGAUGCGCCGGAGAGCUACGACUUGUGGCAAGCAUCCGAGAUAGUCGAAACCUGCCUGGUGGCCAAGUUCGACCGCCUUCCACCGGGCGUUGCGGACGCCCUGAAGAAAAACCCCACCUUUAUCGAAGAAGAGGGGCCGAUGCGAGAGGCGGUUCUGGCUGCUUCACCCCUCACCAAGCAAGAGCUGUUGAGGAAUAGCCCCGGGGCGGACGAUAUCGCCAUUAAGGCGAAGGGGUUUGUGGACAGUCCGUCUUCAUGGAUACAGUCCGCCAUCGAUGCUCCCGAAGACUUCAUGGCGCUGGGCGAAGGAGGGCCCGACGACCCCCCACUUCUCUGA